AUGGCUCAUAUCAAUCACAACAUUCGUAUACCACAUACUAAUGGUUCAUCACAAGAUGCUCAAGGUCAUUGGUGGGAAAUGUUAUCACGAACACAAAUACUUAUUCAGCAACAAGAAAAUCUGAAUAAUCAUAACAAUAAGGAGCAACAACAAACGAAAAAGAAGAAACGUCGUGGUAAUCGAAAAGCACAGCGUUUAAGAAGAAGCGAACGUCGCCAAGUACAAAAACAGAGUAACAAUAAAAAUCAUAUGGCAGAGAGUGUCAUUAUUGUAGUCGAUGAUAAUGACGACAAUGUAGAAGGAGAACAACAAACACAAAUUCAAACGUAUUCAUUAAAUAAACACCUUGAAACAAGAUCAGAAAAUAAACGUAAACGUCAAGAACUAAAUCAAGAUAAUAUAGACGUGAGUCGAUCAUUCAGUCAAUUAUCAAUAUCACAAGGAAACAAGCCAAAACGGAAUAAGAGAACAACAACAACAACAACUGAUGAAACAAAUAAUCAACUAGUAAAAGUAGUCAAUGGUCAAAACCAAAAAGAAAAUGAUAAUGAAUUAUUACCUAUGAAUUCUAUACAGAGAUUUAAACCAAGUUAUUUAAAAAUAUCCGAUCAAGGAUUCAAACAAAUGUUAUCGAAUGGAAUAGAUAAUGGUGAUGAAAUUAUUCAAUGCUUAAAUACUGAUGAAAAACUUCAAUGUGUUCGUCAAAUGACAGAAAAAACAAAUACUAUAUAUUAUCUCGAUUUGCAACGUCAACUCUGGCGAGACUAUUACGACCAUGGCAUGAGAGAAAAUCAAUGGGCACCACGAGUAUCAAAAUCCUUUGCUAAACAACAUUAUACUUGUCGUACUUAUGGUUUCGCCAAACAUCAAGUUGAAAAACAUCUACAAACAAUUACAAGACAGUUUCACGAUAGAUUAAUUGAAUUGCAACAAUCUAUAACACAGUUAGAAAACAAUGUUCAACAAUGGCAACCAUACAUUGAUCCGGCUAUUUUAUGCAAUGCUAUCAACACAUGUGUUCAAAGUGCUCAACAACGUUUAAGACAACAAGUUGAUUAUAAAAGAAAAAUGUUUACAUUAGAUUCAAAUGAUCGUAAUUUAAUUACCAAAUUCUAUGACUUCAAGCCAAAUGACGAACAGGUACAAUUGGCGAAACAAAUAUGGCAGACAACAGCGAAUAUAUUAAAAACACAAGAACAAGAAGAAAUCCUUCGUAAACGAAUUUUCUUACGACGAUUACCAAGUGCCUAUGAUAAAAUAAUUAACCAAUCUCUCGAUUAUGUGAAACCAAUGCUUUCAAACAAAGUUCUCGAUAAAGAUCGACGGGCUAGUUUAGUAUCCAAUUAUUCGAAAACAAUUACUCAAUAUAAAUUUGAUUUCAUGACUUUAACUCUGGAUACUAUUCAAAACGUAAUACGUGGUCAUCAACAACAACUUGUCAAACUACAGAAUAAAUUGCCACAAUGUUGCAAUCAAAUGCUAAUUGAAGCAAUGGAAAAUCGUCGACAAGCAAUGGAAAAACGUCAUGAACUCUAUCUUAAACAUAAAUUACAUUCUUUUUUCGACGAAGCUCCGACGGCGGUAUCAAACGAAUGA
This is a messenger RNA of Rotaria sp. Silwood1, 1596 nucleotides long. Lineage: Eukaryota; Metazoa; Rotifera; Eurotatoria; Philodinida; Philodinidae. The record is from the annotation of a GenBank genome assembly.